Messenger RNA from Ostertagia ostertagi, 1479 nucleotides. Lineage: Eukaryota; Metazoa; Nematoda; Chromadorea; Rhabditida; Trichostrongylidae. The record is from the annotation of a GenBank genome assembly.
AUUUCAUCGACAAAACGAUCAACGAGCCUCUCAAGCACUGUCACCGAACUACCUGCAACAAAGGCGCCACCAAGAAACGGACAGCAAUUCACCGUGGUAUUUCACACCCCGGCAAAGGAACGAUUCGAAGAAAAAUCAAAAAUUGAGUCGAAGGUGUUGUCGAUCCUCAGCAAAGCGUUGAAGGACCAUGAUCGGAAAUUAGAAAAAAUACCGAAGGCUCAACAUGCGAACGGAGCGCUAAGUGAAGGCCUAAGCAGCACGAUAUCUCCUACUCUGAAGUCUGCUACGGAUGAAGAUAAGGGGGUCACUGAUGCGCAUCCCACAUCAGUUGAAAGAGUAGCAGAAUUUGCACUUCGUAAGGCAUUGAAAGAGAAAGGUCAAGACGACGAGCCACAACUAGCCGCACCGAACAGAUUGUAUUCUCUUACUUCCUCGUCCGUAGAAUCAAUCGAGGACUUCUCACCAAAUGCUCAAAAAUCAGGAAUCAACUUUACGAAGAUGGAUGGUUCGGCGAGAUAUUCAGGAAACAGUGCUACCACUACACUUUUGGGAAGCUCUGAGGAAGCCAAUGAAGUCAAUGAAGUGUUGGCUUUGAUCGAGGCCGACGAAAAGGCAGAAAAGGCAGAAGCCUCUUCUGAUACAAAUGAAAUCAAACGGCUCAGGGAGGAAACCAGAGCCAAGAUUAUGGCAUUUUUGCAAAAAAGAGUGGAUAAAAUGACUGCGGAGUUGGAUCGGACUACCACACCAUCUAGGACUACCUUGACUACAACUUCCCACGCCAGUACUGCCACUACAAACGUACCUAUUUCUACUGGUACUACUACAGUCAUGUCAACAACUACUUCGACAGCAACUAGCACAACUUCUACAGUGGCUUCCACGGCUUCCACCACUGUUCCAUCUAGCACCACGAAAAAAGGAAAGGGUACCGAACAGGUGGCGUUCAAACAAAUUCCUGAGGCUGAAGAGGAAGAGUUAGCCGAAGCGGCUGCGAGGAACACUGCGACAACAACGACGACAUCGACAAUGCCAAGGGAGACUAGCACCUCGUCGUACAAUUUUAAGUCUUCGGGUAAUAUCGAGCCCAAAUUGGCCAGUGUCAUCUCCCCUAUUGCUGGCAUCAUCGACAACAUUGGGCCAAUAAUUGCACCACUUCUUCGGGCUCGUGCCGCAGCAGCUGCAAAAACUGCAGGCGUGAGGACGUAUGAACCACCAGGAAGAGAUCUUUUGGUGCACUCGGAUGGAGAAAACUCGAUAAUCGGUUAUGGAACUCAACUCGCUCGGGAGAUCCUCAACCCGGGUUCUCUGCAGAGAGAUAGAGAGGAGAAGCAACGGGCUCUCGCUGCCAAAAUUGCACAGGUGAAGGAGAAUCUCAAAUACACUAGUAUCUCUGGAAAUGAGGCUCGUACCAUUCCAAUCUAUCAAGCUCUCAAACCACCUCCACUUUCCCAACCUAACUAUGUCCAACCCUUCUCACAG